Molecule: messenger RNA, 6356 nt
Organism: Chiloscyllium plagiosum (whitespotted bambooshark)
Lineage: Eukaryota; Metazoa; Chordata; Chondrichthyes; Orectolobiformes; Hemiscylliidae
Product: pseudokinase FAM20A-like
Biological process (GO): enamel mineralization
Cellular component (GO): Golgi apparatus
Molecular function (GO): protein serine/threonine kinase activator activity
Source: RefSeq, a predicted model, not a curated record
AUUUUUGUUUGCUGCAUUUCCUUCCAAGCCUGGGAGCAGUGUCACUUUAAGACUCUCCGAUAAGCGUGGGUUGUAUUGUGACAGACUCUCUCUCUCUCUCUCUCACUGUUGUAGGAGAAAGACUGAGCUCCUGACUGACUGGCUGACUGAUUGACUGAUCCAAGCCAUGUGGGGUGUGAGAAGCAGAUUCUUAAUCGUCCUGCUCUUCUCGACCGCUUUUACGAUCGACCUGCUCUUCAACAUCUUACCGAAGUUGCAGCAGCGGUCGAUUCGGAACCUGCGCUGCCCGUGUGAGGAGUCUUUCAACAGCAGCGCUGUUCUGCGGGGCUCCCCGCCCCUCAACACAACUCUCUCCAAACUCCGCCAACUCUUCUCGCACCCUUUGUACCGGGAACAGAAGGUCGCCCGGGGAACUGGGGAGCCCCUCGUAGAAAAGGACGAUGCUGUGAAAUAUUGCAAUUACAAAGCGAAAGCGGCGAAUAGGAGAAGAGCACGAAGAGGGGACACAGGAACAAAGUACCACUCCCAAGUUUACCUGGCUUCUAAUUGGCUGAAGUUUCACUUAGCAAUUGAUCGCUAUGGACUGUACCCUCGAUUGGAACCAUUUAUUGAUGACCUGCUUGAAGACCUGGCUGUUGUUGACAUCAGUGAAGUUGAUUACACGUACGAUGAAAAGGCUUUGAAUGGCAGAUGCAAUUGUAAAGAAGUUGUGAAGCCAAGUGGGGUUCAUCUGAAACUGCUCCUAAAAUUUCAGAAUUUCGGCAAAGCAAUAUUCAAGCCUAUGAAGCAGAAACGAGAGGACGAAACUCCAGCAGAUGUAUUUUAUUUUGUUGACAUUCAAAGACAUAAUGCUGAAAUAGCUGCUUUUCACCUGGACAGAAUUCUUGAUUUCCGGCGUGUUCCACCGGUGGCUGGCCGAAAGCUUAAUUUAAGUAGAGAGGUCCGAGACCUGACUAGAAAUGAAGAUUUGAAAGGCACCUUUUUCAUCUCACCAGAGAACAAUGUAUGUUUCUUUGCUAGGUGCCUGUACUCGUGUAAGACAGAGUAUGCAGUCUGUGGGAAACCUCACCUACUGGAAGGGUCAGUGUCUGCCUUUCUGCCUGACCUCCACAUUGCCCAGCGGGAACUCAUUGAGAACCCGUGGAGCAGAUCCUACACAUUUGCUGAUAAAAAGGAGUGGGAAACCAAUCCAAAUUAUUGUGAAAAGAUCAAACGUACUCCUCCUUACAACACGGGUAGCAGAUUAUUGAAUGUUAUUGACAUGGCGAUAUUUGACUUUUUAACAGGAAAUAUGGAUCGACAUCACUUUGAGGUCUUCACAAAGUUUGGAAAGGAUGGCUACAUCAUCCACUUUGACAAUGCCCGAGGGUUUGGUAAACACUCACAUGAUGAACUCUCCAUCCUUGCCCCGCUCAUUCAGUGCUGCAGAAUAAAGAAGUCAACACUCUUACGUUUGAAGCUGUUGUCACAACCAGAUUAUCGAUUGAGUGAUGUUAUGCGGGAAUCCUUGCUUCAUGAUGCUCUCAGCCCAGUGUUGACAGAACCUCACCUCCUUGCCCUUGACAGGAGGCUGCAGGCUGUGCUGAAGGCAGUUCAGAAAUGUUUGCAGCAACACAGAUUUGAUGAUGUGAUCAAGGAUGAUGUGGGAGAUGAGUUUGACUACAUGGAUUUUAACAGCAAUGCAGUAGCCAGAUAACCUGCCCACUCACAUUUUGUCCAUAAGCACAAGGAGAGUGAAUGACAAAUAGGAAAGACCAUUGAGAAUAGAAUUCUUCACGCAUUUAAAAGGCAAAUUCUUUCUUGAUGUGGUGGAUUUUGUUUUUGUUUCUUGUGCCACUUUCAAUUAUUUCCGAAGAUGCACUUCUGUUGACUGACACGUAGUAAUAUUUAAGACUGCACAAUUUUAUCCAUCUCUGUAGCCUGGCUCCCCAACCUGGUUGCUCAGAAUAUGAGAUGUGGAACUUUCUCAAAGUUGUUUGGAUUUGCUGCUGAGGAUUCACGGGUUCAUUUUUUUGUCUGAGCCAAUAGAUGGAGCACCAGCUCAUCAGUUCAAUCCUGCACUAAACUGAGUGAAGAAAUAACACUGUCCAUCUCACCCAGCUAUGGGAACCUCCCUUGCUCCAAUUUGGGCACUUUGACAGUGAAUUUCAGGUCUGCCAACUGUAACAUUUUAGAUGGGCUGUCACAUUUUGUUAGUUACAAACCUUUUCUAAGGUGGGGGGGGGGGUUGGAACUAGGUUACAGCUUUAGUCCUGUUAUUUUCUUUGCACUGCUAAACAUUUAUUGGAAACCUGGUGGCUUCAAAAGAACUAACAAGGUCAUAAUUAACAAUCAGGCAGUUAGCAUGGUAUGCCAGGCACCAGAUCUUUCAUUGGGAGGCCCACUCCAUUUUGAUGGCUGUUGCUCAGGAACAUGCUCCCUUGGGACUGCAUGAUCUGCCCACCAGAGGUCAGUGUAACAGUCACUGAGAUUUACUGAACAGAGUGUCCAUGCAACACUCAACUCAGGAAAUGCUCAGCCAGGACUCUAUGUACAUUAUAGAAUCCUGAUUUACAUCAAUUAAUGAGAUAACCCAAUCAGCAUGAUUGGAAAGGCCCACGUUAAAAUGGUGGGGGUGCCCCUGGGCCUGGCCAGGCUGGAUAAGAAGAGGUCCAGGCAGCGGGCUCUGCUGGGGGUCAUCUCUGCUGCUUGUCUACCCUCUUUCACGGCUACAUUUGUGCCCGGGUGUCCUCAGAGAGGGAGCAUGUGGUGUCCGUCAACAGUCUCAAUGCCUUUAGAGAGAGGUAGGUACCGUAGAUAUACAGUGCUAAUUUCUCCUACCAACUCCAUUUUGGUUUAGUCCCUUCCUGCUCUUCCUAUCCCUCACCUAUGAUGGUUUGCAUUGCCAUAAUGGGCUUCGCAUGUAAAUACUCAAUUGGAUACAUGGGUGUUUUACCUGUGGUGAUUACUAUUUAAAACAAAACAAAACUAAAUCGAUGGAGGAUCAACAAUGAGUGGUUCCUUCUAGGAUUGAUUGACUUCACUUUAAUUCUGCUACCAUUAUUCUGCCACUAGCUGGAAGGAAUUAAACUCAGUGUAAUGAUUCCCACAUCGGGACACACAGAAGCAAGUGGGAAAACAGAGCAAGAGGCCUGGGUUCAGGUCCCAACUAUUCCAGAGGUGUGUAAUAACAACUCUGAACAGGUUGAUUAGAAGUAUAGGUGAAAUAAAAAAAAGAAUAGUUUUAUAUGUCAGAGUGCAAACUGGUCUUUGAAAUUCCAGAAAUUUCUGGACAUCCCACUCAGAACAAGAUGGCCUCUCACCUCUGUAACCAGAUAGGCGACAACACUAAUUUUAUUUAGUUUUGUCUCAACUUAUCUCUAUAAAAGUUUUGUGUCACGUCUGCAGCUGCCACGUCUUAGUCCUAUUACAAGUCUCAAAUAGUAAUCAUCUCCACUUACUUUAAUACUUGCUGAUAACUUAGAUUUUCUGACAGUAAAUACUCAGUUUUCUGUAUCAGUUCUGUGGUUUCAUUCAAACUGUCAGAUAACUCAAACUUUGUUGAGCAUAUAAAUGAUUUAGAAUUAUAAAGAAGGAGGCAACAGCAAGGAACUUGCUAAAUGCUGCUCCCUGCCAUUUGGCUAGAGGUGAGGUUCUGGAGUUGGAACAGUUGUACGGAAAUGUCUAACAUAUUUUAUUAAAGGAGGGAAAGGAAUACAAUCAUUUAUGGCUUUUUGUGAUUCUAGUAAUUUGCCCUCUUCUUGUAGGCCCAGGAUUUACAAGCAUGUGCCAACCUACAGAAAUGUCCUUCAGCAAACAGCCAGUAGCAAACCUCAGUAUAGGCCUAAUCUCAUAAAGAAGCUCAGGACAGGCAGUAGCCGUCAAUGGCUGACCAUGUUUAAAUGCAGAAUCCCCUCCCUCUUUGUCAGCUCAUUAACUCAGCCAUGACCCAAAGCACACAGUGGCUGGUUUUUAAUGUAGGUGACAGGGUUCUUGGUACCGUGUCACCUAUUUUCGGGAAAGCUCGGGACAUUAAGUGCCUCUCAGCAGCCGACCUCCCCUGGUAUAAGGAUAUCUCAAGCAGAAGGCCCUUCCCUCAGCCAGUCAGAGGCUGACAACUGCUCAAUUGUGCCACCAGUGAGGCUGUGGUUGUUGCUGGUAAUUCACCCACCUGAAGCCUAGAAAUGGCAAUGAAGGCAAGCCAUUCGUGGAAGGAGCAUUGUGGGGAGAUGAGGGCAGAGGCCUUCCAUUUCAGUAGCCUUCCAUUUCCCAAUGCCAGGUUCUUUGAUCUCCCCCUCAGCCCGAUAAACCAACCCUGACACAUCGUGCCUUUUAGGAGAAAGUGAGGACUGCAGAUGCUGGAGAACAGAGCUGAAAAUGUGUUGCUGGAAAAGCGCAGCAGGUCAGGCAGCAUCCAAGGAGCAGGAGAAUCGACAUUUCAGGCAUGAGCCCUUUUUCAGGCCUUUUGAUUAGUGCCUUUUGAUUAGUGAAUCUCCCCACCCCAAGCUAAUGGAUGAAUUUAUUUUCAUUGAUUGACCACCUGAAGGCAGCAGCAAUCCUGAAGGCCAUCUAUGGGCCUUCCAGCCCUAGACACAAUCAAGGCAAAGGUAGGAAGGGGGUGGAGUCUCCACCCACCACCUUCCAGGGAAUUAAAUGCCCCCCAACCUGUACUACCCAUUUUUUCUUAUCACAAUAAAAAUCUGCCAUUUCUUUCUGAUUUUCAUCAAAACAAAACAAUUAUACUUCUUCCUUGUCUCUGAGCGACUCUUCCUCAAGGUUGUUCUGGAAUCCUUCCUUGAUUUUGUUCACACUCACCUGAAUUUAUUUGCCUGCACAAUUACAACACAAUCACAGAAUUGUUACAGUGCAGGAGGAGGCCAUUUGGCCCAUUGUGCCUGCAGUGGCUUGGUGCUGGACCUCUACUUUUUCCCUUCCACCCUGCACAUUAUUUCUAUUUAAGUAAUAAUCCAAUGCCCACUUAAAUUCCUCAAUUGAACCUGACCACACCACACUUCCAGGCAGUGCAUUCCAGAUCCCAGCAACAUGCUGUGUGAAAAGACAAUAAGACAUCGGAGCAAAAUUGGGUGAUUCAGCCUAUCAAAUCUGUUCCUUCAUUUAAGGUGAUCCUGGCUGAUCUGAUAAUCCUCUACUUUUCCCCAUAAUCUUUGAUUCCCCCACUAAGGAAAACUAACAAUGCUAGCCCACCACUCUUUUUUUCCUGCCUGUCCUUCUGAAAAGUCACAUAACCCUGAAUAUAUCCCAGCUUUAAUCUCCUUGUAACCAUAAGCCUGAAUAUAUCCCAACUUUGAUCUCCCUGUAACCAUAACCCUGAAUAUAUCCCAACUUUGACCUCCUUGUAACCAUGUCUCUGUAAUGGCUCUAAGAUCACACCCUGUAUUCAUGCCACUAAUUAUUUUUUUCUGAAUACAACACAAGUUCAAGUAAUGAGCAAUUAAUUUUGCCUUUUUACCUAUUUUUAUCCCCUUUGACCUUAUUUAUUGAGGUUUUUCUAUCUUUGUACACUGUCCCACUCGGGGUUCAAUAUAUAAAUAGUUGCUUUUUAAUGCUACCAUAUCUUGUUACCUUUCCCCUCUCCCUUUCACUUCCCCUCUCUAAUUGGUUCAAAUGCCCUCUCAACACCUGUCGUUAUUUGAUUCGCCAAGACACCAGUCCCCGCUAAGUUUAAAUGCAAACCAUCCAUUGUAAUAGCUCUCACUACUCCAGUAUUGCUGCCAGUGCCCUAUGAACUGAAAUCCAUUUCAAAAAAGAUUAUUCUCACGACACAAUCACUUCCUUUGCAAAACAAAUCAUAGCAUAGCAAGUACCUAAAGAAAUUUGACUCUGCUCAGAACAACUAACAAUAUUUACUGAGACACUCAGCAUCCACCUUUCCAACAUGUUUGUAACAUUGGAGUUCCUGUGUGUUCAUUCUGCAAGUGGACUUGAGCUUGUUGUCCCUUCUGAUCUCAAACUUUGCAAAUGUCGCCAAGGCCCCCAGGCCUGUUAUUUCAUCAGAUUUCACAGAUACACCAAUCUGACUCUGGCUUUCACCCAACAUGCUGUGUUUAUGUACAGGGUUGAUGAUGUUGGUUGGAGACAUUCCUGAACGUUUUGACACAGAAAGAGCCCUGGACUCGGAGCGUACAGUGUCCCACUUUGAGGCUUUACACAACAGGUGGCACUGGAGUGCAUCCCCAGCCACAACAAAUGUUACUUCAUCUAAUUUAUUCAGUUUCCUUUAAAGUGUUGGUUUACUUUUUUGUUUGUCAUUGGGGUUCAUUGAUGGAGUCCUAGAAGGGAGUACUUAUUACUUAUCUCAAAUAUUUGAUUUGAAACCUGUCAUCAAAUAUUAAAAAUAAAGAAACUAAAACAAUUGA